Molecule: messenger RNA, 481 nt
Organism: Pieris napi
Lineage: Eukaryota; Metazoa; Arthropoda; Insecta; Lepidoptera; Pieridae
Product: MICOS complex subunit Mic10-like
Exons: 3
Coding region: 90-344 (84 amino acids)
Cellular component (GO): MICOS complex; mitochondrial inner membrane
Source: RefSeq, a predicted model, not a curated record
UGUCAUAAAAUAUAAACUUUUUGAAAUAUACAUAAGGCACAUAUCAAAUGUAAUUUAAUGAAUAAUUUCAAUAUAUUAAACUGUGAGGAAUGCCAAAACCAGAUACAAGAGACUUCGAAGAGAGAUAUUCCUCUUGUUUCCUCGAUUUGGGUGUUAAAACCGUUGCAGGCCUCCUAAUUGGUAGUAUGUUGGGCAGUUUCUUCCUUCAUGGCUAUAAGAAAUGGCCAAUGUAUAUAGGAGGUGGUCUCGGCGUGGGGAUGGCGUAUAAAAAUUGCGAAAACAGCUUAAACAAUUUCCUCCUUUCGAUGGAUCCAAAGGCUUGUGUAAUCAAGAAGAAACCAUAACAUACAUGAAUUAAUUUACAAGUGACUAUGACCUCAAAACCCGGUCAAAAAUUUUACAUUAUAACUAUGUUUUUUUCCAAAUAUUAAGUUAUUUUUCUGAAUGUAAAUAUAUUAAUUUAAAUAAAAUCAUCACAUUU